GUUUUAUUAAUAUUUUUGGUUUACUAAGGGUUAGCCCAUCUCCUGGAGCACAUUCUACUAACAGGAUCAGAACUAUUUCCAGUCGAAGAUUUUUCAGCUUUUUUAAGUUCCCGAGGUGGAAGCAACAAUGCGUACACAACAUCCACGUUUACUAACUUUCAGUUUGAUAUUCCAAAAGAACAUUUUCUAAAUGCUCUAGACAGGUUCGUUUCGUUCUUCAUUUGUCCUGUUUUUCAUGAAAAAAAUAUACAACAUCAUAUAGAAAUUAUACAAUGUGAACACGAAAAAAACAAACAAAAUGAUGGGUGGAGAACUAAACAGGUUGAGAAGUUAUACGCUAAUUCAAAACAUCCUUUCAGUAAAUUCUCUACUGGGACAAGGAAGACAUUUCAGGUAGACUCUAAAUCAAAUAAGAACCUGAAGUAUGAGGCCUACAAUUUUUUCAAAAGAUAUUACUCUGCUAACCUGAUGUCUAUUUGCAUCAUUCAUAAUGCAUCCAUUGAGAAACUAGAGGAGAUUGCGACUGAGAAGUUUCUUCUCAUCCCAAAUAAAAAUAUUCCUCAAAAUAUAUAUAGAAACCCAGUUUUCCGGCCAGAUCAAAUCGGUCUAAAAAUUUUUAUCGUGCCUAUUAGAGAGAUAUAUCAUCUCAACCUGACUUUUCCACUGCUUGAAUAUGAAGAAAACUACAUGUCUUCCCCAGGGUCAUUUAUCAGUCAGUUGAUUGGUCACAAAGGAAUAGGAAGUUUAUUUUCUCUUCUCUCAAGACGGGAUCUUGCUCACAAUGUGGUCUCCUGUUACAAGCGACUCAAUCUUUCAAACUUCAGUUUUAUACUUGUAACUGUUCAGUUGACUGAGUAUGGAGAAAGGCAUAUUGAUUCCAUUAUUUUGAUUGUGUUCCAAUACAUACAUAUGCUACGCCAACACCCUCUUCCUAAAUACUUUUUUGACGAACUGACAAAUUUUGCUCAAUCAGAGUUCGAGAUGAAGGACCGUGAAAAAGCUGUGACGUUUGCAGAAACAUUAGCACAUGCAAUCCAUAUUUUCUCACCGAAACAGAUUAUAAAAGGAUGUUAUUCAUCAACGGAAUGGAGACCUAGACAGAUAGAAAAUAUUUUAGCAGAACUAAACCCAUCAAAUCUCAGAGUAACGAUACUCACUAAAAAUGCAAAGUAUUUGGAGACCAAGGUUGAACCCUACUAUGGUACUGAAUACUACGUGGACAAAAUUCAAGAGGAUGUGAUACAAGAGUGGAAGAAUGCCAGUUUGAAUCAAGAUUUGAGGUUACCAAGUCCUAACCCAUACAAUUACACGAGAAUGAACAAAUUCAUCAAUACUGGUAAAACUCGUCGGCAGCCAGAGCUAACAGUUCUUCUAGAAAGAGCUCGAAUGAAAGUUUGGUUAUCUUCUGAUCAAAGAUUUCUGUUCCCCAAAUCUUACUUUUAUUUCAAAUUCAGUUCUCCACAAACAUACAGAACUGCAAGAUCUUGGAACUUAACUAACCUUAUGGUUAAUAUGAUAAAACAUAUUCUGGUAGAAUCAACGUAUCCAGCUCUUUUGGCAGGUUUGUCGUAUACUUUAAAAGCGGCAAAGUAUGGAUUUGAACUAUUGGUACAAGGUUACUCAGAAAAGAUCUUUAUGUUUCUUCUGGAAAUUCUUAACGCAAUUUACUCAACACAAUACACGCAGGAUGUGUUCUGUACGGUACUACACGUCCACAAAAAAGGGCUGUUGAGCUGCUUUGCCGAACCUUUAAAAUCACAAUCCAGAUAUUUAGUCAAUACUCUCCUAAGCUCCAGGGUUUGGACCAGACAGGAGAGAUGGGAAAGCCUACAGGAUAUUGAACUACACGAGGUGGAAGAUUUUGCCCGAACGUUUUUGGAUAAACAUUCCUUGGAGUGCCUGGGGUUUGGUAAUGUGGACAAAGACCAGAUUUGUAAACUGUCAGAGAUUCUGCUGAAACGAAGAGCGGAGUACUUGGAGUUAAGGUGUAGCAAUCUUAGUCUUAAGAUUUCUUCAGACCCAAACUUAGCAGAUUGGUUUAAAACGGACUCAGUUGAACGAAUUGUAAGAUGUGAGAAGGUGAUACUACAGGCAGAGACCAAAUGUUCAAAUAGUUUUACAUGUGAGUAUGUGGAGAGGGAUUUACUUCUUCCGCUUGGCUCCAAUGCUGUUGUGAUCAAUAACGAACACCACACGAUGUCCAUGGUGGUGUUCUUUCUUCAGUUGAGUUCUAUAGCUCUAGAAAAAACUUGCAGUUUAGAGUUGUUUAAUCAUAUUGUGAGAGAGCGGAUAAUAAGCUAUUUGCGGAAUAGAAUAUUCUUGGGCAACACGAUUGGUUGUGAUGUCAGAAAGAUAAACCAUACUAUUGGUCUUAGGAUUCAAGUAGAGAGUCAAUUUCCUCCCGCAGCAGUAAACUCCGCUAUAGAAGACUGUUUAGAAGAUCUUGAUCCGUUUUUAAAAUCUCUGAAUCACUCAGAUUUAAAGGUUCACCUGAACACACUUAAAGCAUUAAAAAUGAACUCUCAUAUGAAGAUGAUAGACUAUAAUCAGACCUUGUGGAGGGAAAUCUUGGAGGGCAGUUAUGACUUCAGAAGAAACCAUCGAGAAGUGGAGCAUCUAAACUUCCUGACUUUGUGUAAAGUUAAAAACUUCUACAAUGAAUAUAUCAAACAAGGAGCUCCAGAAAGAAGAAAACUUUUACUUUCCAUCGCACCAGACCCUACUCUUAAUAGUGUGGAGUGCCUAUGCGGAGAACAAGCAAUGUGCAUAUACAGCUGGGAAGAAAUUGAUAAGCUUAGAAAAAAGUGUAAACACUUUCCGGACCCUGAGGUGAAGGAAAUUACUUCAUGGUUUGUAGACGUCUUCAGAAGCGGAGAUGAUUCCUACCAACCACCUGGCCAGCAGCUAGAACCGUUAACAACAAAGCCUCUUUCAGUCCACUUCAAGUAUCCUUGUAGCAAUGAAGAAUAAUUUAUGUUCUACACUUAUUAUAUAGAUUUGCAGUCACUAAAAAUUCUGAAGAAUACAUAAAUUUAAAAUUAAUAAGAGUUUGAGUAAAAAAAUUAA
Molecule: messenger RNA, 3066 nt
Organism: Eurytemora carolleeae
Lineage: Eukaryota; Metazoa; Arthropoda; Copepoda; Calanoida; Temoridae
Product: insulin-degrading enzyme
Exons: 32
Coding region: 469-2970 (833 amino acids)
Biological process (GO): peptide catabolic process
Cellular component (GO): cytosol; mitochondrion
Molecular function (GO): metal ion binding; metalloendopeptidase activity
Source: RefSeq, a predicted model, not a curated record